This is a messenger RNA of Cooperia oncophora, 1962 nucleotides long. The record is from the annotation of a GenBank genome assembly. NCBI's taxonomy places the organism in Eukaryota, Metazoa, Nematoda, Chromadorea, Rhabditida, Trichostrongylidae.
UUGUAUUUAGAUGGCCACUUUGAUCGGCCUGCUGUGGCGUCGGUGUUGCGUACAGAGAGUGAUCGUGUGCCACAUGUUCUCGUUAGUCAGGCGAGUACAGAUCUACGUAGAACACGCUCUGAAAGUCAGCUGGUGAAAGCGCUGGACUCGAUAUCAAUCAGUUCGUCAGUAUCAGGUGGCAUGGAAGAUGAAAUCAUCUCGGUCUACACUCUGAGUUCCCUUGGAAGCGAGCCAACUGGCGAUCAGCUGGUGCCAACAUUGGAUGAUAUUGUCGAUCAUGAUGGCACCCUUACACCGAGUGUGCUCACACCACGCGCUAAAGAUGACACAUUGACACCGGGAAUGACGAUGGCAAGUGUGGAGAAAGAAGUCGCAGCUGCUGGGCUAGUGCCGCCGACCUCACUGGAAGGUCAAAUGGCAGAGAGUGUAAGUUCCAUUGCAUCAUCGCUUUCAUUGGCGACGGAAGACGGUGCAGAUGAAGAUGGUGGUCUCAAUCGGAAUCGGCCUUCGAGCACGAGGAAGCAGCGUCUUCAUGUUGCCUUACAAGCAAGUAAACGUAAAGUGUUGGACUUGAUGCAGAAGCGGCGUCCUGUAACUCCGUCGAGCGCCGACAAUGUCGAAAUGGGGGCAGAUGCUGGAGACUUGGACGGUGGUGGAACGGAUCCAGACAGAGAAUCUCCAUUACCAUCGAAUGGAAAACACAGUCCGGUUGAAAUGCAAGUUGUAGAUAAGAAGGAGAAGCGAAAGAAGAGUAAAAACCGAUCUCCAUCAACACUUCAUACGCAAUCAGUCCAGGGCUUACAAGAUUCUCCAACAUCAUCUGUGGGUUACGCUCGAUCAAAAACCACUAAAUCGGUUCACUUUCGUGAGAAUGUUCUUUGGGGCCAAUCGCUUCACUACGAGUUGGAUGGAACCUUUUCGUCACCAUCGAAAGUAUCGUGUAAAUAUUUGAACAUUACUGUCCACGCGAAGGAAGCUCCUACAACAUCAGCGGCAAUUCCCACAGAAGCCACACCAGGAAGUACCCAGGCUCCGUCCGUACCAGAAGUGGAACCACCGAAACCAAUUCUUCUAGGAUAUACGUCGCUCUAUGUCCCACAGAUUCUUGAUGAUUGUCAGUUGACACUAUCAAAUUGCCAUCGUGAGGUUUACCAGCUGAAACCACCAACAGGAAUUCAGUCAAUCAAUGAACCGUCAACUUCCGAAUUUUCUCGUCAUGCCGGCCAUGAUCCUCGUCUGUGCUACGGAGAUGUUACAAUCGGCUUCCGAUUCUUCCCAGGAGGCUUACCGCAAGGUGCUGGAGCUGUGGGUAUUGAUGAGAGUGAUGAAGAACUACGGGUUGAAGAAGUGGUGGAAAGCGCGAAAGCAAGCGUGCUCUCGUCAGCUGUGGUCAACCCAACCAACCAGCAUGAGUGGAAGCCGUGGACCAGUAAGAGUGGAAGUGCGAUGUGUUCGAUGUGUCGUGGAAAGAUCUGGUUGAAAAGUGCCAGCCGCUGUCAACGAUGUCUCGUCGUCUGCCAUCAUAAAUGCGUGGAAAAGGCCGCCUCUGGAAUUGCGUGUACGCCUCAUGCGAUCACUCAAGCAGACGCCGAAUUCGCUGAACUUGAUGUUGAUGUGAAUGAACAACAACGAGCUGAGUGUCCUACGAGUGUAAUUCCUGCCACCCCGCAGACAACCCAGCCUCCUCUGUCAGCUAGAGCUCCUGGAGAAGAUGUUGAACUGACAUCUCGUCGUACAAGGCUACGAAACAAAAUGACGGAGAAAUUCUCGUCGUGGAGACGUGGCGGCAAGAUGACAUCAAAGCUCGAGCUAGACGGGUCUGGUAAUCGUGAGUCAGAACAAUCAACAGGCACUGCUGUGGAAGGUGAAGCGUUGCUGAGUCCAAUGGCUAGCAUACAAGACUGCUUAGCCGGAUGUGUAUGCCGAAAUUUGAAAUGGGGUUCCCCGUUCAUAGGGGUCUAG